AGUGGUCUGCUCUACCCUGGACUACAGGUUAUAACAUGGUUAUAACACCCUCUACUCCGUGGUCUGCUCUACCCUGGACUACAGGCUCUGGAUGAGGAGUAUCUGAAAGUAGAUGCCCAGUUUGGAGGAGUCGAUCAGAGGAAGAUCUUCACYCUGGCUGAGAAGUACCUGCCCUCUCUGGGCUAUGCUAAGCGGUCCCAUCUGAUGAACCCCAUGGUACCAGGAUUGACUGGAGCGAAGAUGAGUUCUUCAGAGGAGGAGUCUAAGAUUGACCUCCUGGACAGGAAGGAGGAUGUAAAGAAGAAGUUGAAGAAGGCUUUCUGUGAGCCGGGCAACAUCGAGAACAACGGAGUCCUCUCAUUUGUUAAACAUGUCCUCUUCCCACUCGUAGGAGAGUUCUCCAUCAAAAGAGACCCCAAGUUCGGAGGAGACAAAACCUACACAGACUUUGAGGAAGUGGAGAAAGAGUUUGGCGAAGAGCUGAUCCAUCCUGGUGACCUGAAGGCGGGCGUGGAGGUGGCCCUUAACAAGCUGCUCGACCCAAUCAGGAAGAAGUUUGAAUCUCCAGAGCUCCGUAAACUCUCCAACACGGCCUAUCCAGACCCGUCAAAGAACAAGGCAGCAGGGAAGGGGAACCUAAGAGUGGCAGAGAGGAUGAAAACUUGGUUCCCUCCAGACUGGGACAUCAGGGUGGGCAAGGUCAUCAGCGUGGGAGAACAUCCGGAGGGCUGAAUUCGCCUGGACCUGGAGAAGAUAGGACGUCGCAGAGGCCGGAGCAAGGACCGGUGGUGAGCGGGCCUGGUGGCCUACGUUUCCCAGGGCCUGCAGGACCGGCUGGUGUGUUGCUUAUGCAACCUGAAGCCCCCAGAAGACUGAGGGCGGGUGGAGUCCCAAAGCUCAUGCUGCUCUGCUGCCUCCAUUGAGGGGAGACCAGGAGAGUUGGAGCCUCUUGACCCCCCUGGUGAGGGCGUCCGUCACCCGGGGAAACGGGUGUUCGUUGAGGGGUACGAGACGGGCAAGCCAGACGAACAAACUAAACCCAAAGAAAAAGCUGUGGAGAAACUACAGAGUAUGUUCUGUGGGAACCUGAAGGUGUCAGGGAUACUGGAGGGUUCUCUGUCUCUCUCUCCAGGGGACCUGAAAGCAUUUCUGUCUCUCUCUCUCCAGGUGGACCUGAAGGUAUCAGGACAGUGUGUCGCCCAGUGGCAGGACAAACACCUGAUGACGAAACUGGGACACAUCACCUGUAAAACACUGAAGGGAGGCAACAUCAGCUAAGAGAGACACACUCUCAAUCUCUUGAUGCUCUGUCUACUUGUCCAUCUUACCUUCCCCAGAGAACUAAACACACAUCACCACGGCAACAUCUCUCUGUCUACUUGUCAUCUUACCUUCCUCAGAGAACUCCGCACACAUCACCACGGCAACAUCGCGCUCUCUUCUUGACCAGAGAAAUAAUCAUUCAUAUUAAUAAUACCGUGAUCGAUCUAACACAGCGAUCUGGGUUUAAAUAAACUAUCGAUUAUCAGUGCUGUAUUUUUCCCUCCUGAUGUUUAAGUAAUGGUACGGCUCUGUAAUUCUUGAGAAGUAACGGCAAUAACACCGCCGGUUGCCCUGUUUUUUGUUUUUAAACACAUUGUUUCAUGUGGUCUGGGGAAAUCCUUUGAGGAAAAUAUGGAACGACGUUUUGUCGUGACCAAUUAACCUAGAGACACGUUAGCUUAGCUGGUCAUCAACAGUCUCUACUGUCUACCAUGUGUUCAAUCAUCCACGCCAGUCACCUAGGGACGUAUACAUUAAAACAUUAAUCUAUUUGUGUUGCUAUGAGAAUGAUAACGGUUAUAUCGGCAGGUACCUGUGGAAACGCUGCCAUUUACUCUCAUGUCAUCAUCUGGAAAUGAAAUAAACCGGUUAAAUUCAG
Salvelinus sp. IW2-2015 is the source of this 1921-nucleotide messenger RNA. The record is from RefSeq and is a predicted model, not a curated record. NCBI's taxonomy places the organism in Eukaryota, Metazoa, Chordata, Actinopteri, Salmoniformes, Salmonidae.